Molecule: messenger RNA, 821 nt
Organism: Ilex paraguariensis (yerba mate)
Lineage: Eukaryota; Viridiplantae; Streptophyta; Magnoliopsida; Aquifoliales; Aquifoliaceae
Source: the annotation of a GenBank genome assembly
AUGAUGAAGUUUGCAUCUUUUGAGACCAUUGUGGAACUAAUCUACAAGUAUGCCAUUCCUAAGCCCAAAGAAGAGUGCAGCAAAGCUCUGCAACUUGGAGUGAGCUUUGCUGGUGGAUAUGUGGCCGGUGUUCUCUGUGCUAUUGUGUCUCACCCUGCCGACAAUCUUGUCUCUUUCCUCAACAAUGCUAAGGGAGCGACUGUUGGUGAUGCUGUGAACAAGCUUGGGGUGUGGGGUCUCUUUACACGUGGUCUUCCCCUUGGUAUUGUCAUGAUUGGAACUCUCACAGGGGCUCAAUGGGGGAUCUAUGAUCAUUGUCAAGCAUAUAUGUGCAUGGCUGCCUCUGCAUGUGUAUGUAAUGUAGAGGCGCUUAGUUGUUUGUUGGAAGCUGACUUGGUAGUUUCUAAUGGGCUUUUAAUAUGUUGUCCAGGCGAACCACUGGCGGUGGUGUUCCUGUUGCUGCCCCAACCCAUUCUUCUACUGAGCUUGCAAAGCCGUAGAAUCAACUGGAAGAGUUUAUUUGCGGAACCUGAGACAGUACCUCAUCAAAGGAUCAAUAAGCAUAGAAUAGCUGAUGCUUCUUGAAUGGCAUUUUUGGUAGUUGAAAGGUAUUUUUUUGCAUCCAAAGAUUGUGCCCAUUUUUGGUUUCCUAUAUCCAAGGGCUAUCUUUUAUCCUUUGUAUUGUUAAGAAGUUUUCGGUUAGAAUAGGUAUAAAUUCUCUUUUUGAUAGUGGGAUCAUGCCUUGUCCCCACCUUGAGAAAGCAUCAGAAGUAACGGACUGAUCGAGGUUAAUACUUGGCUCCAUCCUACAUAUACAGUUG